UGCUUCUCACUUUCAAGCUAAGUUUCUGUGGCGAAAGACGUGCACGAUUGCUGUCUCCAAAGCGGCGGCACCUGGUUCUGUGUAGUGUUUUUUUUUCCACCCCAUUUUUCCGCUCUUCAGUGCUCCAACCCCAUUUCACAGCGGAAGAGAGUGUUCCAUCUGGGGGCUUUAUUUGGAGAAGUGUUGAAAAAUUUCGCGUGUAAUCACCAACAAUGUCGACGGCAUUGCGUUCUUCAUAUUCUAUGCAGAGUAUGGAAAGCCUUUAUACAAAUAGCUCCAAGUUUUCCGCGCUUCAUCGACGCAAGGCGGCUGCUAGGCAACCGGCCAUCGUGAUUACCUCCAACAGCGAUGUACGACACCGGGUAAUGUCGGCGCGAAUGUUGCGUCUGAAGCAAAUGCAAAACCAGCUUGAAGCGGCCAAUAUGGUCAUUGCGGAACUGACAAAAGAUAAUCGUUUGCUGAAGUCUGUACAGAAACGUCAGGAUUCUGCCCUUUCCAAGUACGUCAACUCGAACGCGGAACUUCCAAAGUUGCUCAAUUCGCACGCGGAAGAGAUCCGUACCUGGCAAACGAAGUACCGUAACCUUCAGAAUCAAAACAGGGAACUGAACGGCAAGCUGAAGGCGAAGGAUGCGCAUAUACUAACGAUUACGGAUCAGAAUAAGCACCUAGUGCAGCUCAACAAAGAUAAACAUUUGGAAGAACGCGAAAGACUGGCAGACAGGGUACGAUACUUGGAAAACCGGCUCAUGGAGAAAGACAACGAUGCCAAAUUACUCGCUAGGAGACUGCAACUGGAAACGAAAAAUUUCAAAGCACAGCUACAGCAGGAAGUGUUGAAGCAACGCGAAAUGGCCCAAAAGCUGGAACGGUCACAUCAUGAAAUCAAUCGCUUGAACUCUGUUAUUGAGAUAUACGAGAAACGCACGCCUUCAACGUUGCUGAAGAACAGUAGCUUUCUGAUGAAGACGACUCCCAAGCCUUCUUCGGGACAACAGCAGCAACAUCAGCAAAUGGUUCGAUAUGCGAACGGUGUUACUCAUAAGUCACCUUUUCCGAACUUUUCCGAACCUUCGCCUGUAACCAAUCUGGACAUGAGCCCAAAAAUCAAACCUAUUCACGAUGGCGAAGGAGAUAACAAAUCUCCCGUUGUUAGCCCAAGAACUCUAGUACCACUUUCGCCUCAUGAGGAUGCGCCUCCGGUUCCACAGAACUCGUCCAAACCUAGGAAGAAACACGGUUCAAAGAAGCAGAAAUCUGACGCCCAAUCGGAUGAGGCCAGCACCAACGAAAAACCGGAAGAACAUCAGUACGAUGAGGGCAUGUGUUCCGAAUUCAACCAGUACGCGUUGGAGCAAGAGGCCGAAUUCGACAAAGCAAUUGCUUCGGAACUGUUUCGCUUGCAAACGGAAAUGGGUUCUGGUACGUCGAAACUACCGAAAACCCAAACCAUUAACCGUUACAGUGCAACGACGGAAACAUCAUACGAGGACGAUUACGAAACGGAUCAAUCGCCGGAAAAGACCGUAGAUCACCUGAGUGAAAUAUUCGAACAUAAAGCGCACAUCAGUCAGAUCGAAGAACAGUUUCGUGAGGUAAGCUCGUCGGCCACCACCAAUGGAUAUUCGACUGCAAAGGAUAGUGUGAAAGUACGUAGCAUGAAGAAGAGAAUGGUUAACUCCUCCGAAACGAACGAUUCGGACUCAAUCGAAAGCCGAGAGCAAUCGAGUCGUUCGUCGGCAGCAAAGGACCUGGAAGCAAUGAAGCAGGAAAUGCAUCAAAGUAUAUUGAAAAAGGAGGCGCUGCUGGACACGUUUUGUGACGAAUUCAAUGGAAAGGAACCAAUAAGAGCACCGCCACAACUUAACCGACCAAAAAUGGACAACGCGAAACGUACCCAGAUAGAUCCUAAAAAGAAACAAAACUUGCUGGAAGUGCUGAAGGCAAUCGAUGGUGAUAGUUUCGAGAAAUGAGCAUUGUAGUCACACGGUUCUAAUGCAAUGAUGAAAUUGAUGAAUCCUAUUUAUUGGCAGUAGCGCCAGGGACAGUGAAUAGAUUUAUUUUAUAAUAAAACUUAUCUUCGAAAUGGA
This is a messenger RNA of Anopheles funestus (African malaria mosquito), 2090 nucleotides long. RefSeq names its product lebercilin. The coding region runs from base 213 to 1973 and encodes 586 amino acids. The record is from RefSeq and is a predicted model, not a curated record. Gene Ontology annotation, biological process: intraciliary transport. Lineage: Eukaryota; Metazoa; Arthropoda; Insecta; Diptera; Culicidae. Gene Ontology annotation, cellular component: axoneme. The transcript has 6 exons.